Loa loa (African eye worm) is the source of this 267-nucleotide messenger RNA. RefSeq lists its product as hypothetical. Lineage: Eukaryota; Metazoa; Nematoda; Chromadorea; Rhabditida; Onchocercidae. The coding region runs from base 1 to 267 and encodes 88 amino acids. The transcript has a single exon. The record is from RefSeq and is a predicted model, not a curated record.
AUGGAUACACUGAAAUCGUUCAAUACACGAAACAUUCUUGUCGAUAAGAAGAGACGUUCGCAAGAUAAUGGAAGCGGAAUUGUAGCAUCGAAAAGGCCCAAAUUGGAAGGAGAUACAAUGGCCGUGAGAUCCGAAAUGCAUUGUGUGACGGAGCAGAAGAAUAACCAUAAGAGCUACACAUCAGCACUACUUCCAUUUCCAGCAACACAACCAACACACACUGGCUACAUCGUUUCGGCAACGUUGUUACCAUCGUUAUCAUCAUAA